AUGGAUAACAACUCAAUUGAUCUUAUAAACCUAUCCACCAGAACGAUGGAGAAGGAUAUUAUGUUUUCUCGAGAAAAGCAAAUUGUAUUAACUUCUCAAUUAAACUCGACUUCAACAAGAAUAACAACCAAUGAAUUGGUACAAUUAAUUAAAGAUAAAAUGCAUCAACCAGCUGAUAAUGCCAAAAAAGAUACUACAAACUAUUGGAUCGAUCUUCAAUCACUAUCAGAGAGUGAUAUUUCAGAUGUUUGUGAUUUACUUGGCAUUCAUGCUUUAACCAAAAAAGAUAUUAUAAAACAAGAAACAAGAGAAAAAUGUGAAUUCUUUUCAAAUCAUAUAUUUGUAGUGGUCAAUGAAAUACAUUAUGAAGAAGGAUCAAAUAAUCUUGUAUCUGAUAGUUUAAAUAUAUUACUUUUCGAUCGAUUUGUUUUUACUUUUCAUUCGGCAUCACUCAUCUCUACAUCCCAAGUCAUGAGAAUGCUUAAAUACUCAAUGACUGGAACAUUGCCAUCGGCAGCAUGGGUCAUCUAUGCCUAUCUUGAUGGCAUUGUAGAUUUAUAUAUCGAUCUGGUUGACAAGAUCAUGAUGGAAACUCAAUCUCUCGAUGAAUUGGUAUUAGUGUUGAGUGGAAUGAAACAAGAUGAAUUGUUUACACGUAUUGGUUUGGCUGGUAGAAGAGUUACCAAUUUACAUAGUGGAGUUUUUGGUAAAAGAGAUGAAAAAUUAAUUCCUCAAAGUUUACUUAGAUAUCUUCGUAAUGUUCAAGAUCAUGUUGUGAGAAUGUUACAAAAGUUGACACUUUCACAAAGACUACUUGGCAAUCUUAACAAUAUUUAUAUGGCACGUGUAUCAUUAGAGGUAAGCGAUGCCUCCAACUCUGUAAAUAGAUCGAUGAGAAAGUUUACAGCUGUAUCGACCAUUUUUGUUCCACUUACCUUUUUGGCUGGAAUCUUUGGUAUGAAUGUAAAGCUGCCAGGUAUGGAUGUCGACAAUUAUUACUCUUUUAUUGCCAUUAUGUUAUUCAUGCUACUUUUCGGUAUCACCGUAGCAUUUUUAUUUAAAAGAUCUGGUUGGUUAUAA
Messenger RNA from Cavenderia fasciculata, 1080 nucleotides. Its product is annotated as putative CorA family magnesium ion transporter. The record is from RefSeq and is a predicted model, not a curated record. Gene Ontology annotation, biological process: magnesium ion transmembrane transport; intracellular magnesium ion homeostasis. The transcript has 4 exons. Bases 1 to 1080 code for a protein of 359 amino acids. Lineage: Eukaryota; Evosea; Eumycetozoa; Acytosteliales; Cavenderiaceae. Gene Ontology annotation, cellular component: membrane. Gene Ontology annotation, molecular function: magnesium ion transmembrane transporter activity.